AUGGGAGAUACAAAAGGGAUUCAUUUCCACCCACCGUCCAAGUUUUAUAGGGCAGUUUCUCAGUUACUGGGCGCAUCUAUGUGGUUUUUUAUGUUUUAUAGGAUGAAAAAAGAUGGACCAAUUAUUCUGGGACUGAAACAUCCCUGGGAAGUAUUUUUUUUCCGGCAGAAUUGGCCAAAAAAUGCUGAUUUACUUGAAAGAAUCAUGAAACACAAGAAAAACAUUGAAAAUAGAGAGAAAAGCGGUAUAUAUGGGAAGAAUGGAGUGGAAUAUGUAAGGGAGAAGUUAAUUGAGGGGUAUUUUGUUUUUUCUGGUUGAUUUCUAUGGAGAAAAUUAAGUAGUAAAAGAUAUAGAUUAAGGAGA
Messenger RNA from Pneumocystis carinii B80, 363 nucleotides. RefSeq lists its product as hypothetical. The record is from RefSeq and is a predicted model, not a curated record. Gene Ontology annotation, cellular component: mitochondrial inner membrane. The transcript has 4 exons. NCBI's taxonomy places the organism in Eukaryota, Fungi, Ascomycota, Pneumocystomycetes, Pneumocystales, Pneumocystaceae. The coding region runs from base 1 to 318 and encodes 105 amino acids.